AUGACGCUCUGGCCGCUGGGGGGCGCGCUGUGCCUCCCCUCAGCGCCUCAGGGCUCGAGGAGCGCGGGGCGGGCCCGGCUCGGUACCGGUACCGGCACCGGCCCCGGUACCGCUCCGGCUCCGCCCUCUGCCUCCCUCAGCGAGCACCGGCAGUCAGUCCGCCCGUGCCCGUCCGCAGGCGCCGCCAAGAUGGGCAAGGGCAUCUGGCAGACGCUCAAAAGGCAAAAAGAACUCAUUCCCCUGCUCGGAAUAUUGUCCACAGCAGCAACUGGGGCUGUCUCUUUUUGUAUCUAUUCCCUACUCAGCAAAUCUGAUGUGAUCAUUCGCAAGAUUGGCAGUUCAGAGCCAUGGGAAAAAGUUGAUCCUACCAAGCCUCAGAAGCUGGUAACAAUCAAUCAGAAAUGGGAACCUGUAGAAGAGCUGGAAAUGGUCAAAAAGCUCACAAAAUGAGAGGUUUCUGCUGCCUCAAAAAGGUUCUUUUACAAUGGAUGUUCAGAAUUCAUAAUCCUUUCUGUGAGGAAGAAAGCAGAAGUGAAACAACUACUAAUUGCGAAAAGUCCCCUUAAAUGAGUAAUAGUCAAGUACUUUAGGUUAUUCUGCUGAAGCAAAGACAAACUUCAGUUAGAAAAGCAGUCUCCUGAAUUCUAAGGUAGUUUAGCUUCAGAAGCUUUAUGUUUUCUUCGGCUGAGAAAAAAAAAUUAUUUAAAUGUUGCAUAAAUAUUUGUUUAUCUAGUAAGGAUGACUCAGCAGAAUUUCUGUUUUAGCAGUGAGAGGAACUACUAGUCUUUAGAAUAAGUCCUUAGCCUUCACUUUAAGGAAUGACAUUACAAUAAGAUUGGAUAGCAUAGAACCACAAAAAUACAGUGCUCUGAAGAGUACAAGUUUUAAGUAUUUUAAACUAGAAAAUAUUUUCAAGUAUUUCUCUAUAUUUCCAUAUUUCUACUUGACUGUAGCAAAAGCAAAGUCCCGUGUUCUGGGUUGAUGCACUAAUUGAGUUUUUUCUUCAGUAAGUUACUUAUUUUGGCUGGAAGUACUAUGACCUAAGUAUCUGUCAACAUUGGGAAAAUAAGUAAUUUUUAGUUAAUUUUUGUAUUUAGCAUGUUUCAGUGAUAUUUCCAGUAGCACAUUAAGCAGUGUGACUGCUGUCAGUCACAGGUUGUUGCUUCUCUUAACAUGUCUUGAAGCAUAACAACUCUGGCAAUAAAACUGUUUUGCUUUUAAGCUGUUCUGUUUUUCUUUAUUAAUACAGAUUUUUUGGGGAGGGUUUUCACACAAUAUAGAAAAUAUAUUUUGGCAGUCAAAAAUAUCAUGAAUAUCGUUAAAGUUCUUAGGGUUUUGUGUCUUCCCUGACUGUCCCUAAAAAUCUGUCUCCUGCAUAGAGGAGGGUUUUUUUCUUAUAAGUAGCAUACACCAAGAGCAAUUCUGUAUCUCCUUGCUCAGCUACUCAGCAAAAAAAGCAACAAACAAAUGGUUUCCUUGUCCCACAAACAGUAAAGAUUCAAGUGGUUGAAUUUUAUGAGCUGAUGUUUAUGAGAACAGUAAGACUUCCCUGAUCUGUGCCAUGCAAACCCAUGAAUUUUUAUUCCAUGAACAAUUUAGAGGCUGUUGAAAUAAUUCAACAACAUUCUUAUUUCUCUGCAUUUCCUUCGCUCUCUUUAGUCUCCUCUUCUAUUCUGUUCUUGAUUUUGGUUUGGGAUUUUUGGUUGAUUUUGGCUUUUUUUAACAAUCACUAUACUAUCUUUGCUGACUCUAGCUAGUACAUUUCCAUGGAACUAUAUCACUUCCAAAUUCAAUAUUACUUACGAAGUUUAAUAAAACUUGCAUAUGAUAGCCUCAGUGUCGGCAUUUCUCCUUCUGACCCCCCUGCAUUUCUCUGCCACAAGGUGUUAUUAGUGUAGUUCCAGACUGUCUGGUUACUUUAGUGGUGGCUUUCUGCAGAAAAUAGAAACUUACAGGGGAGCCUGAUG
Messenger RNA from Oenanthe melanoleuca, 1967 nucleotides. RefSeq names its product chromosome 10 C15orf48 homolog (gene COXFA4L3). The coding region runs from base 1 to 450 and encodes 149 amino acids. The transcript has 5 exons. NCBI's taxonomy places the organism in Eukaryota, Metazoa, Chordata, Aves, Passeriformes, Muscicapidae. The record is from RefSeq and is a predicted model, not a curated record.